This is a messenger RNA of Quercus lobata, 750 nucleotides long. RefSeq lists its product as uncharacterized. Lineage: Eukaryota; Viridiplantae; Streptophyta; Magnoliopsida; Fagales; Fagaceae. Bases 1 to 750 code for a protein of 249 amino acids. The record is from RefSeq and is a predicted model, not a curated record. The transcript is spliced from 2 exons.
AUGGCAUAUAUUGAUCAGGACCCGACUACCCAGGUGUUCUAUCGAAUCACACCCACCGAUGAAGAUGACAUCGUAUUGUUGCAUUAUGUGUUUUGGUCUUUCGGUCCAUGCAUAUCAGGAUUCAAAUACUGCAAGCCGGUUAUCAGUAUUGAUGGGACCCAUCUGUAUGGAAAAUAUCAGGGAAAAUUGUUGGUCGUAAUGGCAACCGACGCUAACAACAAGGUAUUCUCUCUCGCCUUUGCUGUUGUGGAUUGUGAGUCAGGGUCCAGUUGGAGGUGGUUUUUACAGUGCCUCAGAGAAACGAUUGGCCACGUGAUACCUAACGAAGGCGUUUGCAUAAUUUCUGACCGACAUCUCGGUAUCAAAAAUGCCAUUGCAAAUUGGCCUAGAGGGGAUGAUGGAAGAACACGGAACUCAACUCUAAAGUCAGUGGCGUUGAAAGCAGGAUAUACUAGUCAGGUAGUUAAAUUUGAUACCAUAAUGGAGUCCAUUAAGCAGGUGGAAAUUGAGGCCAUUCGGAAUAAGAAGAAGGUGACGGGGAAGGAUGGCAAGGAAAAGAAUCAAGAUUACCUUCUAUACACAUACCUAAUGAGCAAGUCUGUGGAUAUGUGGACCCAGUCACAUGAUGGUGGGAGACGUUUUGGGAUAAUGACAACCAAUAUAUCAGAGUGCUUCAAUGGUGUACUGAAAGGUGCAUGGGGCCUUCUUAUUGCCGCGUUGGUUAAGUUCACUUGGAACAAACUUGUUUAA